AUGUCAACCCUACCAAACUUAGUUCGGAGUCAAUUCAAGGCUGCUCAAGGAGCUGGAGACUUGACAUUCUAUUCCACGCAAGUCGCUAUUCUGAUCUGCAAUGGUUUUACCUUCCAACUUCGUUUCUCUCCCAGCCUGGCAAAUAAGCCCAAGUCCGCGAAGAAAAGUACUUCCAAGCCUUUCGACCCUUUCGAGACUCCUCAAAGGGGCCUUUUUGUCACGAAUAUCGGGCUAUCUCAUUAUUUAGUACUCAACAAAUUUCCUGUAAUUCCUGAUCAUUUUAUCCUCGCCACGACGAAGUUCAAGGAGCAGACUGAUCUGCUUGAAGAGGAUGAUAUCGAAGCCACAUAUAAAUGCAUCAAAGGGUACAGAGAGGCUGGGGAGGAAUUGUUCGGAUUUUUUAAUUCGGGAGAACAUUCGGGUGCGUCACAGAGACACAGGCACAUACAGUUCCUUCCAGUUCAAUCUAUGCGCAGCGGGAUAGAGGAAAGUUCAGAAUGGACAGUUUUAGCGGACACACUCCUCCAAAAAACAGGCCUACCCUUCCAAUAUUUUGCAUCUCCAGUAUCACCAUCUCCGAGUUCUAGCCAACUCCACAGCCUGUAUACCUCAAUGUAUCACCAAGCUCGUGAAUUGAUGACAACUCUACCAGUUAGAUCGGGUGAUACGCAUGCCAGCUCUCCAGAAAACAAUGAAUCGUCGACCAUAAGCUACAAUAUGGCAUUUACUGAAAACGCUAUGAUAUUAUGUCCACGACUCUCAGAAGGACCGCAAAUUGCAAGCGCCACUGGCGAAUUAAUCGGGCCUAUCGCACUCAAUGGCACUAUUCUUGGAGGUACUCUUUUGGUCAAGACUGAAGAGGAGUGGCAGAGUUUGCGAGAUAAUCCCUUGAGAUUGAAAGAUGUUUUGGGUGCAAUAGGUUUCCCGUCGCGUGAGAGUGAAAAGAAUCAGCGAUUAUAA
Molecule: messenger RNA, 960 nt
Organism: Glarea lozoyensis ATCC 20868
Lineage: Eukaryota; Fungi; Ascomycota; Leotiomycetes; Helotiales; Helotiaceae
Product: HIT-like protein
Exons: 3
Coding region: 1-960 (319 amino acids)
Biological process (GO): nucleotide metabolic process
Molecular function (GO): ATP:ADP adenylyltransferase activity; ATP binding
Source: RefSeq, a predicted model, not a curated record